AGGUACCUCACCGAGCUCUACACCGUUUCCUACCUCAUCUUCUUCGCCAUCAUGGGAACCCUGGCCAGACUGGGCACGCAAUGGAUCACCUUCUACCCCGGCACCCCCAUUGUCACUCCCGUCAUCUGGGCCAACUUCGCCGGCUCCUUCAUCUUCGGCUUCCUUGCCGAGGAUCAGGCUCUCUUCCGCCAGGACUCCCGCCGCGAUAGGAGGGAGGAGGAAAAGCAGAUGAACGCGUCUGCCGAAGACAGAGACCGCCGGAAAGCCGAGCUUACGAAACGCAAGAAGGCCAUUCCACUCUACAUCGGGCUGGCCACGGGCUUCUGUGGUAGUUACACCUCCUUCUCCUCCUUCACCCGCGAUGUCUUCCUCGCCCUCUCCAACAGCCUUCCCACCCCAGUCAACCAUCCACAUCCUGGUAUUGUCGCGCCGGCGCCCUCAAGUGCAAUCGCUCGCCACGACGGCUAUUCCUUCGAAGCAUUUCUGCAAGUCAUAAUCUUCACCAUCGCCCUCUCCAUUGGAGGGCUUAUCAUUGGCGCGCAGGUCGCAGCAUUCGCAGAUCCGAUUACCCCCAGAAUCCAUGGACGCUUUGUGCGCAAGUUCGUCGACCCAGCCGCGGUGUUCCUGGGCUUCGGCUGCUGGCUGGGUUCCAUCUUCCUCGCCAUCUGGCCUCCCGAUCGACCGGGCGGCCCGUUAGGCGAUACAUCUUGGGCGCAAGAAAAGUGGCGCGGCGAAGUGCUUUUCGCCCUCGUGUUUGCACCUCUGGGCUGCCUUUUGCGCUUCUACGUCAGUCUGAAGCUCAACGGCUUGGUCCCUGCUUUCCCACUCGGCACGUUUGCGGUCAAUAUGUUUGGCACCGCGAUCGAGGGCAUGUGCUACGAUCUGCAGCACGUUGGUGUUGGCAUCAUGGGCGGGCUUGGUGGGGGCCGGAUAGGAUGUCAAGUGUUGCAAGGCGUGCAAGAUGGGUUUUGCGGAUGUCUGACUACCGUCAGCACUUGGGUGGGCGAGAUCAACGGAUUGCGACGUAAGCAUGGCUGGGGCUACGCCUUCGCCAGCGUGUUGGGAGGAUUUUGUUUGAUGGUGGUCAUAAUGGGCAGUGUGCGGUGGAGCGUUGGCUUCUCGGGCACUGUAUGUGAUACUGGAUACCCCAAUAAAGUUCACGGUUAG
This is a messenger RNA of Neohortaea acidophila, 1167 nucleotides long. Its product is annotated as CrcB-like protein-domain-containing protein. Gene Ontology annotation, cellular component: membrane. NCBI's taxonomy places the organism in Eukaryota, Fungi, Ascomycota, Dothideomycetes, Mycosphaerellales, Teratosphaeriaceae. The transcript has a single exon. The annotation marks the transcript as partial. The record is from RefSeq and is a predicted model, not a curated record. Gene Ontology annotation, biological process: fluoride transmembrane transport. Gene Ontology annotation, molecular function: fluoride transmembrane transporter activity.